UGUUGUGUAUGGGUUUUAAAAUCUAUGUAGAGAUGUUCUGUUUCAUUAUUUAGUAAAAACAUUAUAUAAAUAUUUAUAAGUAUAGUAUAUAAAAUACGAUUUGGUUGCAUCGUCAAUGGACCAACGUGUUAGUACAUGUGUGUAUGGUACACGACUGCAAUCAAAGAAAAAAGCCAGUUAUGGGAAUGUUACUUCUCCUGUUCGAUUAAACUUUCUUGAUUCUCCAUCUGUACUUUAUAAAGGAAAUGUGGCCAGUAGUCUUCAACAGAACCAGUCUUCAUCUGUUAAGCUUUCUUUUCAGAUGCACAACAUCAACACUUCACCAAGUGAUGUUUUCAAGAAAGACUCUGCGAAUACAUUAUCUCUUGAACAUGCACAGCCUGGGAUGGUGACACAGGACUGUCAAACAAUGAUCUCAACUUUAUCAACACCAUUAUGUGAGGUUGAUGGUCGGUCACCACCAAAUUCAGAGGUGCCCAACGGUGUAAACAUAAAAAUAGAACAGACUCUUUCAACAGGUCCAUGUAGCCAAGUUAACAUUGGUACAGAACCAUUGAACCAACCACCUACUAUCAUACACCUUUCUUUAACUGACACCAUGCAUGGAGAUGGGGUUAUGGAUGAAAUUCAGAGUUAUAAGAGUAAAGGGUUGAACCAUUUUCCAAAAACUGAAAGCAGUUGUUCUCUGAAAUUUAAUUUAUCACAAAAUAUCAAACAGGAAGGUGAACCUACUAGACAUAAUACUAGUAUGGUGUUAUCUAAUAAUAGUGAAAGUAGCCAAAACGUACAUGAAGACAAGUGUUCUUUAGGUGAAUUGUCUUACAAGAAACAAAGAAGUAAUAUUAGUUGUAGGUUAACUAAUCCUUUAUCAACAAGUGAUGGAACGAAAAACAGUGCACUAGAGGCUCAUUAUGUGAAUGGGGAACUUGGCAUGAAUCUGAGUCCCCUUCAGAAGCCCUGUGAAACCUCGAAGAUAAAGAGAAAAAAUACAAAGCAGUUACCCACCCUAGAAUUAUCAUCACAGAUAGAUAGUAAAGAUUCUAGUAAGAGUAAUCCUGUACGUAAAUCACCUCGUAAAUAUAGUCCACGACAAACUAGGAAUUGUUGCGUUUCAAAUUGGUCCAAAGUUCAAUCAGAGAAACCUGUUCAAUUACCCAAUGUUUUAGGUCCAGAAAUUUCAAAAUCUCCUUUACCAAACCCUUCCUCUGAUGACAAGGCUCGUAAAUCACCUCGUAAAUAUAGUCCACGACAAACUAGGAAUUGUUGCAUUUCAAAUUGGUCCAAAGUUCAAUCAGAGAAACCUGUUCAAUUACCCAAUGUUUUAGGUCCAGAAAUUUCAAAAUCUCCUUUACCAAACCCUUCCUCUGAUGAUAAGGCUAAACAACUACAAAAAUAUAAUAAAACCGUUAAGUCUUUAAAUGUAACGAGGAGUACAGACCAGAGGUUUGGCACUGUGUGUAAAGAUAAAACCGUUAAGUCUUUAAAUGUGAUGAGGAGUACAGACCAGAGGUUUGGCACUGUGUAUGAAGAUAAAACUGUUAAGUCUUUAAAUGUAACGAGGAGUACAGACCAGAGGUUUGGCACUGCGUGUGAAGAUAAAACUGUUAAGUCUUUAAAUGUAACGAGGAGUACAGACCAGAGGUUUGGCACUGUGUGUGAAGAUAAAACCAUUAAGUCUUUAAAUGUAACGAGGAGUACAGACCAGAGGUUUGGCACUGUGUGUGAAGAUAAAACCGUUAAGUCUUUAAAUGUAAUGAGGAGUACAGGCCAGAGGUUUGGCACUGUGUGUGAAGAUAAAACUGUUAAGUCUUUAAAUGUAACGAGGAGUACAGACCAGAGGUUUGGCACUGUGUGUGAAGAUAAAACCGUUAAGUCUUUAAAUGUAACGAGGAGUACAGAUCAGAGGUUUGGCACUGUGUGUGAAGAUAAAACCGUUAAGUCUUUAAAUGUAACGAGAAGUACAGACCAGAGGUUUGGCACUGCGUGUGAAGAUAAAACCGUUAAGUCUUUAAAUGUAACGAGGAGUACAGAUCAGAGGCUUGGCACUGUGUGUGAAGAUAAAACCGUUAAGUCUUUAAAUGUAACGAGGAGUACAGAUCAGAGGUUUGGCACUGUGUGUGAAGAUAAAACCAUUAAGUCUUUAAAUGUAACGAGGAGUACAGACCAGAGGUUUGGCACUGUGUGUGAAGCACAAGGACAACCAGUUACAAACUGUGUAUUUGAAAAUCGACAAACAAACUGUCCUGAUCCAAAGCCAGUGGUUCUGAGUGCUACUCAAAAAACAAGAAGAAAUGUAAGAAGAAACCAACCGAAAUCAGCGAAACGUAAAAAUAAAAGAGGUGCAAAGACAAAGAGGAAAUAUGAACAAACAGUAGUUGAUAAAGUAGUAAUAAAUAUUUCAUCACAAAAACCAAAAAGAUUUAAGUUACCUCUAGGACCAUAUGUUCACAUUAUAGGUACCAAGGAAAGACCUCUUUCUGUUCGUGUCAUCAACUUAGCUUCCACUGGAGAGGAAGUGGUCAAACAUAGACCGCACAUUGUCAACAGAAAUCCUAAUGUGAGGUUAAGCCGUGUAGGACAUUUGAGUACUCUAUCCCCAGCUUACGAUGCCCUUACUAAAGAUAAGACGUGGAUAUGUGCCUUCUGUCACAGAGGCAGCCACGAAGAUGGUCUUGGGGAUCUUUUUGGACCCUAUUACAUUCAUGAUGACAAUCCAGAAGUAGAAGAUAAAGUUUUCUUAACAUCAGAUGCUGAUACAUGGAGUGGAUUAGUGAAUAAGGGGAACAAUAAUUGUUCAUGUGAAAAGGAUAGAAAGAACAACACACUCCCUGAUUUAUCAACACAAGCACCCAACUCUCAGAUACAAAUCAGUGGAUCCCAGUGCAUUAAAUCACAACCAAGUGGACCUCAAGAAGUGGGUUUAAAUAAUUCUAAAGAAACAUCAGAUGUUCACCUAACUGAAUUUUGGGUUCAUGAGUAUUGUGCUUCCUGGGCUCAUGGCGUUUACAUUGCGGGUGUAGACCAGCAAGUUCAGGGUUUGGCUCAGGCUGUGAAGGAUGCUGCAGACAUGGUCAGUUAUGUAGAAUUUGUUCUGUUCAUAGUUAAUCUCAAAAGUUUAUGAACACUAUUUUAACUUACAGUAAAAUUUUACUGAGAAA
Limulus polyphemus (Atlantic horseshoe crab) is the source of this 3158-nucleotide messenger RNA. RefSeq lists its product as uncharacterized. Bases 116 to 3121 code for a protein of 1001 amino acids. Gene Ontology annotation, molecular function: protein binding. Gene Ontology annotation, biological process: regulation of transcription by RNA polymerase II. NCBI's taxonomy places the organism in Eukaryota, Metazoa, Arthropoda, Merostomata, Xiphosura, Limulidae. Gene Ontology annotation, cellular component: nucleus. The transcript is spliced from 4 exons. The record is from RefSeq and is a predicted model, not a curated record.